UGCUAUGAGCUCAACACGGGGAAGCCAUGGCGGCGGCGGAGAACCACGCAGGACCGGAAUCGCCAGUGUCGGAAGUAGAGUCGGAGCCGCCGUACAUCCACGUUCUCUCCGCCUUCCUCGCCAUGGAGCCGCCGGAUUACGUCAUCUCUCUUGCGAGAGAAUGCAUUGGAGACUCAAUUACUGGUAGUGUCCAGAGAGUCUUCUGGGAAAAUUGUGUAAAAGCUGCUGCGAAUGGAAACACAUCAUACGCAAAAAAGUUUCUCAAGAAACUGAUAAGUGAAAUUGAGUUGGAAAAUGGUGAAGUGCUGGAUGAACUGUAUGAAGAGUACGCUCUUUACAUGUCUUCUUCAAAGGAUGAUGAGACAGCAAAAGAAAGCAUAAGAGUUUGCAAAGUCGUUUCUUUCCUUUUUCCAGAAGGUUUGUAUGAACACCCAAGCUGUCCAAGGUCGAGGAAGCUUGUAAUUCCUCUGAAGUGUUCAUUGAACAUGCUUGAAGGAGAUACGGGAUGUUCUGUCUGGCCAUCAAGUCUAUUUCUUUCAGAAUUUGUUCUGUCUUUUCCAGAUUUCUUUGCUGGUAAAACAUGUUUUGAGGUUGGUUCUGGAGUUGGUCUGGUCGGAAUAUGUCUUGCACAUGUAAAGGCCUCCAAGGUAAUUUUAACAGACGGGGAUCUUUUGACGCUCACUAAUAUGAAGCUCAAUUUAGAAGUGAAUCACCUGAAUUAUGACGACGAUUUGGCUCAACAAUCCGGGAAAGCACAGAGUACAGUAAAAUGCGUUCAUCUUCCGUGGGAAACUGCAUCAGACGCAGAACUACAGGAAUAUAAUCCAGAUAUAAUUCUAGGUGCAGAUGUAAUCUACGAUCCAUCUUGUCUCCCUCAUCUAGUUCGGGUUCUUGCCACCCUUCUCCAAAAACGACCCUCACAUUCCGCCGAAAGAGAUAACUCUCCCGAGAAAUGCUCGGAAAAUGAAUAUGCAAAUGCCGCGGGAGAACAAGAGCACGCCCCCGUGGCUUACAUUGCGUCUGUGAUCCGAAAUGCAGACACUUUCAACGUGUUCCUAAAGCUUUUGGACCAGACAGAACUGUCUAUUACAGACAUCACCGAGAAGCUCAAACCCUUGGAGUUUCUACCGUAUAUGCGUUCGUACGAUCGUUCAAGUGUCCAGCUCUUCUCCAUCUCCUCCAGAUAACAUUCUUCUUCACCGCUUUGGUAAUUUCAUACACCGAAUGCUGGAUUCGUUUAUGACAAUGGCAUCAGCAAAAAACAGAUAUGGUAGUUUUAUAAAGUUUUACUCCUUAUGAGCGUGACAUUGAUGGACUUCACUAGGGAGACUGUAUGUUUAUUGUUAAAGGAUAUGAAAAUUUCUGUUAUUAUAAUGUUUUAUUCCUUAUGAACGUGACACUGAUGGAGUCCACAGUAAACGAAGCCAUCUUCGAACUCUCAUCAGAGACAGAAUCAUACACAUAUAAGGAUCUUCCGGGCACGUAAUCGGAGACGGGAAAGUAGGUGCCAAUACCUACUUAUCCAGAAUCCAGAAAUGCCUUGUGCAUAUAACAUUGAGGGGUUUGAAGAGUGAAGAUUUGCUUAGGGUGGGAAUUUCAUGCAGAAACGGCACGCCGUUUAUGUAUAGAAAUGAAAGACUGGGGGUAGUUCAGCUUGUUUAUGGAGUUACGAGUAACGUUUACGCUUUCUAAAUAAGGACUGCGCGAUGUUUUUUCUUCGCGGAAGUCGCCAUGUUGAAUCAUGUUCAUAUGCAUGGCAUGAGUCAUGUGUGGAAGUUUAACGUUUGACCGGAGACAGAGACUUGGAGAACAAGUCAAGUCAGCCUCUCUAGUUUGACCGAAUGCGAGAAGAGCAAUUCUGACCAAUAAAAAGACCAUCAAUCAAUGACAAAUUAUUAAAAUAAAAAAAAAAUAUUCAUGAUCAA
Molecule: messenger RNA, 1925 nt
Organism: Tarenaya hassleriana
Lineage: Eukaryota; Viridiplantae; Streptophyta; Magnoliopsida; Brassicales; Cleomaceae
Exons: 12
Coding region: 27-1187 (386 amino acids)
Source: RefSeq, a predicted model, not a curated record